AUGGUUCAGUACCUUUAUGUGGCCCUCGCCGCCGCCGCCACUGCCGUCACGGCCAAGAUCUCAGUCAAAGUACAUCGCAACUUGGAAGUCAGCAAGCAAUCUAACGUCGUGGUCAAAUUUCACAGUGACGAGGCUCACGACACCCACCGCCGCCGACUCAAGGCCGGCGCGUCUCGCACCGAAACCAUCGAGUCGCUGGUUGAUUCGUUGAAGGAGCACACCACCACGUCACAGGCGGCGGUCAAGUCGCUCCUGGCCAAACAAGUUGAAUCGACGGCUGUGGAAGUGGCCACGACAUGGAUCGACUGCUCCAUGUAUAUCGACAAGGCCCCCGCCGACCUCAUCAAGGAGAUCGCGGCGUUGGCGGGAGUCAAAUCCAUUGAUGAGCCAGUUGUGAUAGCACUCGAUGAUUACAAAAUCGACGACCAACCAGCCAGUGCUGUCGACGCGGUCAACCAAUGGGGGGUCAAUAAGAUCCAAGCGCCGGCGCUGUGGGACAAAGGCAUUAAGGGCGACGGUAUUGUCGUGGGCAUCAUCGACUCCGGUGUUCGCUUUACCCACGAGUCAUUGAAGUCGAACUGGCGAAGUGAAUACGGUUGGUUCGACCCGUACAACAAGACGGAGCUGCCCAACGACGACACGGGCCACGGCACUUCCGUCACGGGCACCAUAGUGGGAACGCAAGGUAUUGGUGUCGCCCCGAAUGCCCAGUGGAUUGCGUGCAAGGGGUUGCACACAACGGCAUUGCACUAUCAAUAUUUGAUCGCUCAAUGCGCUCAAUUCAUGCUUUGCCCUCACGACAAAGACGGCAACAACCGCGACUGCAGCAAGGCGCCCCACGUGAUCAACAAUAGCUGGGGGUGGUACGAAACGAACUUUUGGAUGGAAGAUAUGAUUGCAGCGUGGAGAGAAGCGGGAAUCAUUCCCGUUUUUGGGAACGGCAACGACGGAUUUGAAGGCUGUGCGUAUUCGCUUUAUCCUGCCGCGUCCCCUCAAGUGAUUGCUGUCGGCUCCACUGACCUCAGUGAUUCUUUGGCGAGCGAUUCAAGUUUAGGACCUUCCGUGAGGAACCGCCUCAAACCCGACAUUUCGGCUCCAGGUUUCAACAUCUAUUCCGUAUCAAACGACAAUGACAGAAGCUUUACGUGGCAAUCUGGCACGAGCAUGGCUGCGCCUCAUGUUUCUGGGGCCAUCGCCUUGUACUUGUCCGCGGACAACAAAGACGCCACGUACGACCAAGUGUACGCGGCCCUGACCAACAACGUGGAGACCGACAGGUUAUAUCCGCCAAACAAGACCUGCGGAGGCAUUUCCAAGACGCAAUACCCCAACAACCUCUUUGGCUACGGCCGCUUGAACGCCUUCAAGGCCGUGACUGCUCCGCCCAGCACCCCCCGCCCUACUCUACCCCCCCUGCCCCCCAAAUGCACCGCUUGGAACGAUUACUAUGAAAUCAGCGGUAAGGACGUCAAGGCGGUGUCCCAACGCACCGCCGACAACUGCUGCGACGAAUGCCGCAACACUCCAAACUGCAAUGCGUUUUCGUUUACGAAGGACAACGGAGGCACGUGCUGGCUCAAAGCUGAAGACAAACCGGUCAACUGGGUGUACAAGGAAGGCUCCAAGUCUGCCCGAGUACUCAACCCGACCAAUUACCUAACCACGUGUACCACCUUGGAAGACAACACGCACUAUGUUGGCGGCGACUUUGCUUCGACCAAGCAGGAAAAUGCUGAAUCCUGCUGUGGGGACUGUGAAAAUACACCGGAUUGCAAGCUGUUCGGGUGGACCAACCACAGCGGUGGUACGUGCUGGCUCAAGUACACCAAGGGGACCAGGACGUCCGUGGUCGGAGCCAAGGCUGGCUUUCUCCUGGCAGGACCGUCGUCGUGCGGCGGCGUCGAGUCGAACGUGGACUUUGUGGGCCAAAACGUCGCGCAGGUGCCGGCGGACCAAGCGGCCGACUGCUGCGCAGCGUGCCACAUCCACCAAGCUUGCAAUGCGUACAGUUGGUUAGGUGGCGUAUGCUACUUGAAGGGUCGUCGGGCGGAGACAAAGGUGGCGUCUGGGGUGGUGUCGGCCCGCGUGGACAAGUGCAGUGCGUUGGAGUCGGAUGUGUACUACGUGGGCAACGGCCUGUCGGAAGUGAAGGCUGACGUGGCGGACUGCUGUGCGAGCUGCCGUCAAACGAGCGGCUGUGGCGCGUUUAGCUGGGCAAAUGGCGUGUGCUACCUGAAGAGCUACAAGGAAACUUCUCAAGCCAACACUAGUUUCAUUUCUGCUGUGGUGAUUUAA
Messenger RNA from Aphanomyces astaci, 2295 nucleotides. RefSeq lists its product as hypothetical. The transcript has a single exon. Gene Ontology annotation, biological process: proteolysis. The record is from RefSeq and is a predicted model, not a curated record. Lineage: Eukaryota; Oomycota; Saprolegniomycetes; Saprolegniales; Verrucalvaceae. Gene Ontology annotation, molecular function: serine-type endopeptidase activity; protein binding. Gene Ontology annotation, cellular component: extracellular region. The coding region runs from base 1 to 2295 and encodes 764 amino acids.